CGUUUGCUUCCGCCUCUCAUCUCCUUCCGCCAAAACACUCACACCCCCGUCAUGGCGGACAGAACAGCAGACAAAGAGUUGGUCGCUAGAAAAGGGCCUCAUGUUACAUCGAUUAUAUGGAAGUGGUUCGGCUUUGACAAGACUGACACAGAGCAAACUACAGUCAUGUGCAAGGUUGCCGUCUACAUGGCAAAGAGAGAUUUUGUGGAUCACUGUGACUUUGUGGAUCCAGUUGACGGUGUCGUCCUGAUCGAUCCAGUGCAGCUGAAGGGGAGGAAAGUCUACGUGAUGCUGUCGUGUACGUUCCGCUACGGCCGCCAGGACAUGGAUGUGAUGGGCGUGGCCUUCAGGAGGGAUCUGUUUGUGGUCACCCGGCAGGUUUAUCCUGAGCUGCAGGACAAAGAGAAGCUGAUCCACAACAAGAUCCAGCAGAAGCUGCUGAGAAAACUGGGAGACAACGCCUUUCCCUUCUUCUUUGAGUUUCCAGACAACCUGCCGUGUUCUGUGGCUCUGCAGCCUGGACCGUCUGACGUAGGAAAGAAAUGUGCCGUGGAGUUCGAGGUGAAGGCGUUCUGUGGAGAGAUCCAGGACGACAAGAUCGACAAACAGAGUUCUGUUCGUCUCACCAUCAGGAAGAUCCAGUUCAGUCCAGAGAACAGUAAAGUUGUUCCAACAGCAGAAACCACCUUUGAGUUCCUGAUGUCUGAGAAACCUCUGCAUGUCAAACUGAGCCUCCCUAAAGAGACCUUCUAUCAUGGUGAGCCGCUCAAAGCCAACGUUGAAAUCACCAACUCAUCCAGCAGGAACAUCAAAGACAUCAGUGUGUCAGUGGAGCAGGUGACCAAUGUCGUUCUUUACUCCAACGACAAAUACGUCAAAUCUGUGGCCAAAGAAGAGACCAGCGACUCUGUGCCGUCCGGUACCAGCCUGAAGAAGGAGUACACCCUGUAUCCUCUGCUGGCUCAUAACAAAGACCGAAGGGGACUCGCUCUGGACGGACGACUCAAACAUGAAGACACCAACCUGGCUUCAUCCAGCAUUGUGAAACAGGAAGUGCUGAAGGAGGUUCAGGGGAUGUUGGUCUUCUAUAAGGUGGUGGUGAGGAUGAUCGCCUCAGGGAUGGUGGGAUCAAGUGAAGUGUCUCUGGAGGUUCCUUUCAGGCUGAUGAAUCCCAAACCUGAACCAGCACCUCCAGUCAAGGAGAGUGAACCAGAAGACAUGGUGUUUGAGGACUUUAAACGGGCCUAUCUGAAGGGAAUCGUCUACGGAGACGACGACGAGUCGCCCACCGAGGCCUGAACUGCAAAGAUGGCCGACAGGGCGGUCACCGUCCAGUGUGGUUCUCCAUCCUGCUCACCGUGGUUAUUUUUAGUGACUGUUUCCUGUAGCGCCACCCUGAGGACAAAAUAAACCCUCCGAAUGAGUGUGGCUGUGAAGGACUCUGCAGCCUGCAGGGGGCGCUAGCAGGAAGCAACAUCAUUAACAGGUGUAACAAAACAACUCUGUCUCCUAGAAAGUUUAAUUUUGAUUUGUGUAAAGUUUUCAGAGUUUGACGUGACUCUGACAGAAGGUGGUGAAGCUCUGCGCGACAAUAAAAUACUCUACGUCUUUUAGUUCUGAACAUGAAUUCAAACCCUCACGUGUGAAAAAGAUGGUUUUGAAGCUAACAACUUAUGACCCAGAUUUAGUUUUUAUUAUGAUGACCCGCCCUAGUGGUAAAACAGGAAGUCUAUUUAUGGAGCCACAGAGUCUGAGUUGGGAGGAGGUUGGGGUUGAUGGACGGGACAACUUGAAAGUCGACUGCGAUUGAUUUGCAGAAAUACAAACCAGCCCAGUUGUUUUUCUUCUGUAGACGUAUAACAUGAGGUGUGUCAGGUCAUUCUGUACUGUACAAUGGUCUGACUAUGUGAGACUAGAUUAAUAUUUAUGGUUUCUGUUGAAGAAAAUUUGUUAAGUGAGUGCGAUGACUGAACAUAAAUAUCAGCCGAAGAUGGUUUUUGGUUCUGAAGACACUGUCGUCUCCUUAAACCCAGAAAACAUCUUGACUUGAACGCAGCAUGUUUGUUUCCAUCGACCAAAACUUGUGUUGAGCCUGGACUGUUUCCACCCUCCAUCCACCCCGAGCUCCUCCUGCAGCUUAAUAAUGCAGAGUUUUGUCACAAUAUCAGGUUUUUGAUUAUAUUAUUGCCGCAUUUUAAAAAACUGAACUCAGUAAUAAAGACAUCAUUCAGAUUUGUCUUUAACCUCGUUUAUUGUGUGUUUUGUCUCUUUUUUGGCAAAUGACAAAUGACAUUUACGACAUUAUCAUGAGUGUGUUGUUAACUUUAAGGUGUUUCUGGGAGGCAGAGUUCAACAGUUUUUCUUGAUCAUCAUCCCUUUAAUGAACACGUUGGUUUUAGAUGAAGAAAACAGUGAAUGUUUGGUUUGCAGGCCAAACUGUGUUACUCAGGCUUAUGUAGACAUCUGUAGUUUUAUUCCAGUGUAAAAACAGUUUGCUAAUCUGUCUGUAGUAGAGUGUUUACAGCUGAAACAUGUUUGUAAGUUUAAUUAAAACCUGAUAGUUGAGUUUAUUACUGGUAGAAACCUCUUUAUGUUUCUGUCUCGUUGCAUGAUGAUGCAGUCAGAAAUGUUUUUCUUACAGUUCAGCAACAACGAAUAAAAGGUUCUCUGAGGAUUUUAA
Molecule: messenger RNA, 2680 nt
Organism: Acanthochromis polyacanthus (spiny chromis)
Lineage: Eukaryota; Metazoa; Chordata; Actinopteri; Pomacentridae
Product: S-arrestin
Exons: 15
Coding region: 52-1299 (415 amino acids)
Biological process (GO): signal transduction; G protein-coupled receptor internalization
Cellular component (GO): photoreceptor outer segment; photoreceptor inner segment
Molecular function (GO): G protein-coupled receptor binding
Source: RefSeq, a predicted model, not a curated record